UUUAAUGCCACGUGCUUACAGCUCACCAGUCUUACCACAGCAUGUGCUGCAUGUGCAUUCCAUUCCAUCAGCUCCACGUUUGCUCGUUUACCGUUCGUGGUUGAUAUGUGUGAAUAAAUAUAGAUUUCUCUGAACAAUCUCUUAUAUUAUUUACCAUAUAAACGCCAGGAUGCAGGUCUCCGCUCCGAAUAAUAUAAAGAUUUACAAUCUUAGCGCUGGAAAAUCUCUCCCUGAGUGGCUGUCGGAACGAAAAAGAAGAAGUUUAUCGAAGAAGAAUGUCGACAUACGACGACGUAUCGAGCUUAUACAAGACUUCGACAUGCCUGGCUUAAGCUCAUCUAUUAGAGUUUCUAAAGACGAGCAGUACAUACUUGCGACAGGGAUCUAUAAGCCGCGCGUCAAGUGUUUCGACGUACAUAAUUUGGCGUUGAAAUUCGAGAGGUGUUUCGAUUCCGAAGUAGUGACUUUUGAAGUAAUAUCAGACGACUAUAGCAAGAUAAUAUUUCUGCAAUGCGAUCGCAACGUCGAGUUUCAUGCCGCUUACGGGAAGUAUUACAAGCUCAGAGUUCCGAACUUUGGAAGAGAUCUGAAGUAUCAUUAUCCGUCGUGCGACAUUUUUGUCGUGGGCGAUAGUAAUAAGAUAUACAGAAUAAAUCUUGAACGCGGUCAGUUCUUGCAACCGUUGGAAACGGAAGCGCCAUCGAUAAAUAAAUGCGAGGUGAAUCCGGUGCAUCAUUUGCUCACGGUCGGCACUCAGGAGGGCAGGAUUGAAGCUUGGGAUCCGAGAACGAGGAAUAGAGUGGGUGUACUCGAUUGUGCUCUGCACUGCGUCGCUCAAGACAAUUUGAAGACAGUUCCUGCGAUCACCGCCUUGAAAUUUCAAGGAGGGUUGAAUUUAGGAGUCGGCACGUCCACGGGACAUGUAUUGUUGUACGACAUAAGAUCCAACAAACCGUUUUUAACCAAGGACCAUAUGUACGGAUUACCGAUCAAGUGCAUAGACUUCCAUCAAAAGAUGGAUCUCGUUUACUCUAUGGACAGCGCUAUUGUAAAAAUAUGGGAGAGGGAUAGCGGUAAAGUUUACACGUCCAUAGAGGCACAGCACAACUUCAGCGAUUUGUCUGUCAUACCGAACAGCGGUAUGCUGCUGAUGGCUAACGAGACUCAGAAAAUGCAAAUAUAUUACGUUCCCAGUCUCGGGCCUGCCCCUUCUUGGUGCAGUUUCCUCGACAAUCUUACGGAGGAAUUGGAAGAGCUGAAUUACGAUAUCGUCUACGACGAUUACAAAUUUGUGACCGACAAGGAAUUGGACGAAUUAGGUCUUUCCCAUCUGAAGGGUACUAAUCUACUCAGGGCCUAUAUGCACGGCUAUUUCAUGGACAUGCGAUUGUACAGGAAAGCAAGAGACGUGAUGAAGCCGUUUGAAUUUGAAGAAUACAAGAGAAGGAGAAUUCGCGACAAAAUUAAAGAGCAGACCGUCAGCAGAGUACAGGUGCAAAAGUUGCCGAGUGUGAAUCAAGAGCUGGCAUUGAAACUAAUGGAGAAUGCAAAUAUUAAGAACAAGAAGAAACAAGCGUCUUCGAAUCUGCUAAACGACGAGCGGUUCAAAGCUCUCUUCACCAAUGCUGAUUUCCAAAUCGAUAAAGACUCUGAAGAGUAUGCUUUAUUGAAUCCUGUUGUUUCUCAACUUGGUAAAAGUAAAGCUAAAAAAUUAAAACAGCAGUUGGCGCAAGAAGAAGUAGCUAAAGAUAAACCUGAUGAGGCUGAGCCGAAAGGCAAUAGUUCAGAUGAAAGCUUCAUUCACGAUAGCUCUGACGACGAUAGCUCAGACGAUGAGAAACCAUGGGCUAAAGAAGUUCGAAAGAAUUAUCGGUUAAUGAAGAGAAAGGAAAGAGAGAAUGAACAGAAGAACGAGGACGACGAUGAUGAUUUGAUUACGAGAAAUGACUCGAGGAUGAACGAGACGAAACGUAAUGUGAUAUUCGAGGAAGGUGGACCGGAGAAGAAGAAACGGAACAAGGCAACAUUCGGUGAGAGACUGGACACUGAAGAGUCACAUAACGUUAAAGUAUCUGGUUCGCGCGGCAGUAGAGAAAUGACUUUUGUUAUUGGAAAGAAGAAACAUAGAGAAAUGAAACACCGUAGAACGGAAUACAACGUGUUACGACCCGCAGGAAACUUUUUAAGGAAAAAACGUUAAUUUACACGUUUACGAAUUUUAAUGUGUAAAAAUGUUAAUUUAUUAAUACUUUUGUAUUAUAAAACUGU
This is a messenger RNA of Vollenhovia emeryi, 2268 nucleotides long. RefSeq names its product nucleolar protein 10 (gene l(2)34Fd). Gene Ontology annotation, biological process: maturation of SSU-rRNA from tricistronic rRNA transcript (SSU-rRNA, 5.8S rRNA, LSU-rRNA). The transcript has 11 exons. The record is from RefSeq and is a predicted model, not a curated record. Gene Ontology annotation, cellular component: nucleus; small-subunit processome; nucleolus. Lineage: Eukaryota; Metazoa; Arthropoda; Insecta; Hymenoptera; Formicidae. Bases 170 to 2200 code for a protein of 676 amino acids. Gene Ontology annotation, molecular function: protein binding.